CACCAACACCGUUUAUACUUUGUUUGUUUACAUUUCGAUACUUUUCUUUACUCCUCCACUAUUACUCAUACUGGGUAAGCGGUAGGAAGGAGAACAUGCCCAUUGAAGAUAGAUCUUCUCUAUUCUCGUACUCACAGUGUCGACCUGUUGUGUCGCCGUGCUCGAACUACGUCGUGUUCAUACAUGGCUCCAAGCUUGUUAUACGAUCAACAAAAUCGCUUGAGCGUAUAAGGACGAUUGACCUAUCAGAGGAGUUUAUCAAGGUCGUACAGGUUACAUGGGAGCAUAAGUAUCAUGGAAAGAGUACAAAAGUGGGUGUUUUAGUAUCCAAUCAAAACAAAGUGCUGAUCUUUGACGUUGAGGAUGAGUCUGUGAGCGUUUCUGUUGAAGAAGAUGAUGUAUUUGGUAUUGAUAGGUUUGAGUGGUUACCACCUGGCAGUAUUCCUGAGGAAACUGCAUACACAGGUUGUAAACAAAUUGCAAUAUACUCGAAAUGUUCAUUGCUGAUGAAAGUGCUAUCUCUUGAUCAGAAGGGUGGGAAAUUCCACGUUGAGGUAGAAAAACCGCUGUCAGGCAUUGUAAACAGAGAUGAUGGGAGUCAUGUGUGGUUUAUUGCAUCGAGUAUCCAUGGGAAACCUCAUUUACAGCAGUUCUUCAACGAAGGAUCGUAUAGUCGCAGAAUUAUUGUAUCGGAACUACCGACUGGAGUAAUGUUAGACAAUGUUCUGCUCUCGCCUUCUUCUAAGUGGAUUUUAAGCAUGGGGAACUCGCUAUCUGGGGUCAAAUUCCAGUUAUUUCUAACAGCUGGUGACUUCCUAUCCACUGGAAAACCACUUUUAUCAUAUGUGUCCGAUGCUGAUCCAUUUGGAGCGACAUGUGUUGUCUUUAUCGAUGACGAAACAGUGUGUUUUGGUGAUCAUCUGGAACAAGUUCACAUAUUAUCUGUACCUUAUGGAUUUGAUGAGGUCGAAACGCUGGUUUAUCAACCUAUUGUCGAAAACACUACUGUUUUUAGACAGUCUAGUGAUGGAUGCAAAUAUGCAUCAAGGCCCUCACCUUUCAGUAUACCCUAUUUACCAGAUCUACCCAUGGAGAGAAAGGGAAUUAAACUACUAAGAUGCAUCGGGGGACAGUACAUAUGGACCAUCACGGAGACCAUUCCAACUACCUUGUUUCUCUGGUCAAGGUCCUCAGAAACAAGGCAUCCACUUGGUAUCAUGGUAACAAAUACAAAGAUCGUGGAAGUUUUCACGCCUAAUAGUGUUGAGCCCUUAGCUAUUGUUGUAUCUGAGGAUAGCAUAAGUAUAUGGAAAUCACAGAUUGAGCCUCUCAGUUUCCCAAUAACCCUAUCAUCGGACUUGGUGCUAAAAGGUGCAGAGAUUAUUGUCAUGGAUUCCAAUUACGUUCAGCUUUCUCUGUGGACAUCAUCGAAACAUUUUUUCACUGUUGAUGUUCGAUUUGCAGGUGUUAAGCAGAACAUAGGAGAACAUAUGGAACAAGACGAAUCUCUAAUGAGACGUGGAAGUCCGGCGUACGUUGAUGAUUCAACCAGGGUCGUUGAGCUUGCCAAAGCUGUUCAGCAGAAUGAAUGGGCCCAAACAACUGGUUUGCAGGUGGAUGAUACGUUCCAAGGACGUGCCCAACGGUUGAGAUAGAACUACCACCAAUUACAGAAAGUUGUUGGAAUAUAUGUGUCUGUAGUAUAUGUAAAG
This is a messenger RNA of Williopsis jadinii, 1712 nucleotides long. RefSeq lists its product as uncharacterized. The annotation marks the transcript as partial. Gene Ontology annotation, biological process: mitotic sister chromatid segregation; protein localization to mitotic spindle pole body; microtubule anchoring at mitotic spindle pole body. Gene Ontology annotation, cellular component: MWP complex; mitotic spindle; microtubule organizing center. Lineage: Eukaryota; Fungi; Ascomycota; Saccharomycetes; Phaffomycetales; Wickerhamomycetaceae. The record is from RefSeq and is a predicted model, not a curated record. The transcript has a single exon.